Lepidothrix coronata (blue-crowned manakin) is the source of this 2006-nucleotide messenger RNA. It is a transcript of the gene ARX, whose product is annotated as aristaless related homeobox. The transcript is spliced from 5 exons. Gene Ontology annotation, molecular function: RNA polymerase II transcription regulatory region sequence-specific DNA binding; DNA-binding transcription factor activity, RNA polymerase II-specific. The record is from RefSeq and is a predicted model, not a curated record. Bases 88 to 1617 code for a protein of 509 amino acids. NCBI's taxonomy places the organism in Eukaryota, Metazoa, Chordata, Aves, Passeriformes, Pipridae. Gene Ontology annotation, biological process: regulation of transcription by RNA polymerase II.
CGUCCCGGCGGCACCGGGCAGCGCCGCGGGGGCGUCCGCGCCGCCGCUCCCGCCUCGGCCCCACGGCUCGGCCCCGCCGCCGCCGCCAUGAGCGGCCCCUAUCCGGAGGAGAGCUGCGCCGAGCGCCCCGAGUGCAAAAGUAAAUCGCCAACUUUGCUGUCCUCCUACUGCAUCGACAGCAUCCUGGGCCGGCGGAGCCCCUGCAAGGUGCGGCUGCUCGGCACCGCGCCCGCCCUGCCCGCCAUCGCCGCUCGCCCCGACACCGACAAGGCCGCGCAAGGGUCCCCUAAGGGCAGCCCCCCUUUCGAGCCGGCCGAGCUGCACCUUCCCCCCAAACUGCGCCGACUCUACGGGCCAGGCGGGGGCCGGCUGCUGCCGCCGCGGGCAGCGGGGCCGCGGGGGGACCGGCCCGAGGGGCGACCGGAGGGGGGCGCCGGCCCCGUGCCCGCCGCCGCCCCGUGGGACACGCUGAAGAUCAGCCAGGCGCCCCAGGUCAGCAUCAGCCGCAGCAAGAGCUACCGCGAAAACGCGCCCUUCGUGGCGCCGCCGCCCGCCCGGGACGAGCUGGGCAGCCCCGCUGCGCACGUCGAGGAGCGGCCGGGCCCUGCCGCGCCGGCCGCCGAGGAGGAAGAGGAGGAGGAGGACGAAGAGAUGCUGGAAGAGGAGGAGGACGAGGAGGAAGAGGAGCUGGAAGACGACGAGGAGGAGGAGCUGCUGGGCGAGGACGGCGGGGGGCUGCUGAAGGAUGCCCGCCGGGGCGCGGCCGCAGCCCCCGGGGCGGAGGGCGGGGAUCUGUCCCCCAAGGAGGAGCUGCUGCUGCACCCCGAGGACGGCGAGGGCAAAGACGGCGAGGAGAGCGUCUGCCUCUCGGCCGGCAGCGACUCCGAGGAGGGGCUGCUCAAGAGGAAGCAGCGCCGCUACCGCACCACCUUCACUAGCUACCAGCUGGAGGAGCUGGAGAGGGCCUUCCAGAAAACCCACUACCCCGAUGUCUUCACCAGGGAGGAGCUGGCCAUGAGGCUCGAUCUGACCGAAGCCCGAGUGCAGGUAUGGUUCCAGAACCGUAGGGCUAAGUGGCGGAAGAGGGAAAAGGCUGGGGCUCAGACACACCCCCCAGGUUUGCCUUUCCCUGGUCCCCUGUCAGCAACUCACCCCCUCAGUCCAUACCUUGAUGCUAGUCCUUUCCCUCCUCAUCACCCAGCUCUAGACUCCGCCUGGACCGCCGCCGCCGCCGCGGCCGCCGCCUUUCCCAGCCUGCCGCCGCCGCCCCCCGGCUCCGCGGCGCUGCCCCCCGGCGGGACCCCGCUCGGCCUCGGCACCUUCCUGGGCGCGGCCGUGUUCCGCCACCCUGCCUUCAUCAGCCCCGCCUUCGGCAGGCUCUUUUCCACCAUGUCCCCCCUGGGCAGCGCCUCCAGCGCCGCGGCCCUGCUGCGGCAGCCGGCGCCGGCCGCCGAGGGUGCGGUGGGUUCGGCGGGGCUGGGGGACCCGGCCAGCGCCGCCGCCGACCGGCGGGCAUCCAGCAUCGCCGCCCUGCGGCUGAAGGCCAAGGAACACGCCGCCCAGCUCACCCAGCUCAACAUCCUCCCCGGCAACAGCACGGGGAAAGAGGUGUGCUAAGGCAUGGCCGCCGUCCGCGGGGUUCGGGUUAGGUUUGGGGUUUUUUUUAGAGGGGGAGAGGGGAAAAAAAAGAGAGAGGGGGAGAAAAGAGGAGAGUAAAUACGCGAAUCAAUAAAGGUCACCUCAGACAGCACGAAUCAAGACCAAACGGGAGGAAAAAAUAGUAACGAUUUUUUAAAAAAGAGGACCAGCAGCUGAGACUGUGGUGGGUUCUCGGUUUAGGAACUUGGAGACAGCGAGCGCCUCUCGCAUCACACGAGUGAACCGACACUUGCAAGCUCCUGAAUAAUUAACUCCUUGGCUGGUACAUUUCUUAAAUGUACGACGUGUCCAUUUCCUCUCUGAACACUAAGGGGGGGGGAAAGUAAAAAAAAAAAAAAAAAAAACCA